GCCGCGGCACCCCGCGACCCACCGAGAGCGCAGUUCUGUUAGAUAGCUACACACCGAUAUAUAUAUAUAUAUAUAUAUACAUACAUAAACACACACAUAUAUAUAUAUAUAUAUCUUUACACAGCUUUGCGCGACUGUGCAACAAGUCCGAGAUAUAGGCUGUAGCUCUCCCGCCCCGGUUGGCUGCAUGGCUACGCGAGAGUUUCAUGGAUGAACUUGGAAAACUUUUUCUGACUUUUCCUAUCGGAGCUCGCCGCUUCUAGCCACUGUGGAUUACUGAACACACCGCGGGACUCCGUUGCGGGUGACCUUUGGCAGCCUGUUUACCGGGGGGUUCCCACUGCUGUGUUUUCUGCAGAGGCCUGAGCCUUGACGCCCGUCCUUCGCCGACAUGGGGAGCAAAGCCCUGCCCGCGCCGAUACCCCUCCACCCGUCCCUGCAGCUGACCAACUACUCCCUCCUGCAGGCUGUCAACACCUUCCCCGCCGCUGUCGACCAGCUCCAAGGACUGUACGGCCUCAGCGCGGUGCAGACCAUGCACAUGAACCACUGGACAUUUGGCUACCCGCACAUGCAAGGACUGAGGUCAACCAUAACCGAGAUGGCAGCUGCCCAGGGUCUAGUGGACCCCCGCUUCCCCUUCCCCGCGCUACCGUUCGCGGCCGCGGCGCACCUCUUCCAUCCGAAGCAAGGUGCCGUCACGCACGUAAUCCCGGCGCUGCACAAGGACAGGCCCAGGUUUGACUUUGCCAAUCUGGCUAUCGCGGCCACCCAGGAGGACCCGCCGAAAGCCGCGGACCUGGCAAAGCUGACGGCGGGACUCGGGGGCACCAUCUCCGAGCUGAGCAAGCUCUCCCCGGAUAGGAAGCCCACCCGGGGCAGGCUCCCGUCCAAGACGAAAAAGGAAUUUAUUUGCAAGUUCUGCGGCAGGCAUUUCACCAAGUCCUACAACCUCCUCAUCCACGAGAGGACCCACACGGACGAGCGGCCGUACACGUGUGACAUUUGCCACAAGGCCUUCAGAAGACAGGAUCAUCUCAGAGACCAUAGAUACAUCCACUCCAAGGAAAAACCGUUCAAAUGUCAAGAAUGUGGGAAGGGAUUCUGUCAGUCUCGAACUCUAGCCGUCCAUAAAACCUUACAUAUGCAGGAAUCUCCUCACAAAUGCCCCACAUGCGGAAGAACCUUUAAUCAAAGAAGUAACCUGAAAACUCACCUUCUCACCCAUACAGACAUCAAGCCCUACAGCUGUGGCCGCUGCGGAAAGGUGUUUCGGCGCAACUGUGACCUGCGACGGCACAGUUUGACGCACACUCCCCAUCAGGACUACUAGCCAAGUCCCACACAGGGCUGGACACCCACACAAACACACUCAUUACCAAUGGACAAAAACCACAAGAGGACACGUCAACGGCUCCUAUUUGUUGUGGCUUUUUUUUUUUGGUGUUUGUUUGCGGAGACAGUAUCAAAAAGCGGGACAUUUGACCUUGUAAGAAAUGGGAAUGGGUUACAGCCUCGGAGCCACGCCACACCUUUCAUAUCACCUGUAAAUAACUAGACCAUGUAAAUAAUGUUUUAUUUUUUAUUUUCCUGACCUUGAAAUGAAAUGUUGUUCAAAAAAAGCAGCCAUAAGUUUUAAAGUAUGUAAAAUUGUAUUUUAGCAAUAAAGCAAG
Lampris incognitus (smalleye Pacific opah) is the source of this 1673-nucleotide messenger RNA. It is a transcript of the gene osr2, whose product is annotated as odd-skipped related transciption factor 2. Gene Ontology annotation, cellular component: nucleus. Bases 392 to 1333 code for a protein of 313 amino acids. NCBI's taxonomy places the organism in Eukaryota, Metazoa, Chordata, Actinopteri, Lampriformes, Lampridae. Gene Ontology annotation, molecular function: DNA-binding transcription factor activity, RNA polymerase II-specific; RNA polymerase II transcription regulatory region sequence-specific DNA binding. The transcript is spliced from 4 exons. The record is from RefSeq and is a predicted model, not a curated record. Gene Ontology annotation, biological process: regulation of transcription by RNA polymerase II; urogenital system development; embryo development.